Messenger RNA from Nanorana parkeri, 551 nucleotides. RefSeq names its product retinol binding protein 7 (gene RBP7). Gene Ontology annotation, molecular function: fatty acid binding. The record is from RefSeq and is a predicted model, not a curated record. Gene Ontology annotation, cellular component: cytosol; nucleus. Gene Ontology annotation, biological process: fatty acid transport. The transcript has 4 exons. The coding region runs from base 33 to 452 and encodes 139 amino acids. NCBI's taxonomy places the organism in Eukaryota, Metazoa, Chordata, Amphibia, Anura, Dicroglossidae.
AGCUCUGAUAGGAAGUGUGCUCACCUCUACUGAUGGCGCCUCCAAACUUUAAUGGCACCUGGGCCAUGGUCAGCAAUGACAACUUUGACCGCUACAUGCAGAGUCUGGGUAUUGACAUUAUCACCAGGAACUUGGCCAAAUUAGUCAAGCCACAGAAGAUCAUAGAACAAGAUGGAGAGGUCUUUGUCAUCCGGACACUCAGCAGUCUGCGCAAUUACCGGGUCCAGUUCACGCUGGGGCAGGAGUUUGAUGAAGACACCAAGGGCCUGGAUAACCGAAAAUGCAAGAGUUUAGUCAAACUGGACAAUGGACGACUAGUCUGCAUUCAGAAGGGGGAGAAGAAGAACCGGGGAUGGGUUCAUUGGCUGGAUGGAGAUGAUCUACAUCUGGAGCUGAGCUGUGAGGACCAGGUUUGCAGACAACUGUACCGGCGAGUUCAGGAGGCCUGUUGACGUGUCCUCAAUCUGUCUGAGCGCUGCCUGAAGAUGAAAGAAGUGUUUAUCUAUGCAAUAACUGUUAUUUCCAGUUGAUAUUUAUUUUUUAUAAGGCUU